Suillus clintonianus is the source of this 528-nucleotide messenger RNA. RefSeq lists its product as uncharacterized. NCBI's taxonomy places the organism in Eukaryota, Fungi, Basidiomycota, Agaricomycetes, Boletales, Suillaceae. Bases 1 to 528 code for a protein of 175 amino acids. The record is from RefSeq and is a predicted model, not a curated record. The transcript is spliced from 2 exons.
AUGUCUACCCAAAACACUCUCCGUCGCACCCGUCCAUCAAAUGCAGCCGCUCGGCCUGGCCAGAUAGUGCUUGACGCAAAGAUCAAGAGGCGUACCAAGGCGCAAAAGGCCGCCGACGACCUUGCCCUCAAGGAAGCGCAGGAAGCGCAGGAAGCACAGGAAGAAUUGCUCAACAAAAAGGUGAUCCCCGUUCGGCCCAAGCCAAGGGCUCGCAAGGCGACUAAGCCUGUAGUAAGGCGUGGUGUUGAUCAUACUGAUAACAUCAUUGAGGCUGAUGAGGCAAAUGACCUCCAGGAGGUUGUCGAGACCAUGGAGGCUGUCGGGACCAUGGAGGCUGUCGAGAACAUGGAGGAUGGAACCACAGGAGCAAAAAAGAAGAAGGUAACGAAGAAAGGUGGAAAGGCGCUGAUAAAGGAUGCUAUCAGUAACAUGCAAAAGAAGAUCAACGAACCAUCAUCAAAAUUGGAAGGUGAUAACGCCAAUAACGUGGCACGUGUAUCUGAUGGGAAAGAUACGCCAGCACCGUAA